UGGAAAAAUUCUGUAACAACAAUGGCUCCCCAAAUAGAAGUAUCAACUUGGACCCCUACAUCCAUUUCGUUUGCCGAGAGGCAAGAGAACCGGAUAAAAAGACUGCGGUCACUGCGCUCUGCUAGAAAGCAAGCGAGGAUAAACAACUAUAAAGAAACAGUUGCUGAGGAGGCGAGGAGUAAUCUGCCGCCGAACUCGACGGUCGACGACCAAGCAAAUCGUCAAGGAACAGAGAAAGCAGGAGAAGAACACAGCGGAGUGCAACAAUUGAACAUAUUAUCAGCAGCAGAUGCUGAACGAGUUGAAUGUAAAAAGAGGAAGAGUCCUGAUGAAGGAUUCUCUACAUACGAACAAGCUACCGUGAGUCAAUACAACGGACUGGUUGAAAAUAUUCCCUCCGCAGCUGAUACGGAAGAAAAUGAGACAAAGAAACAGAAGUAUGACGAUGCUUCCGAUGGUGUAUCUAAUGUGCAUGAGGACCGAGAGGAAGCUAUCGACAAAAUGGUCAAUGACCUGUCGGAAGAGCAGAUUGUUAAAAGAGCUCGCUACUCUACAAGGUGUGGGUAUAAUGAUGAUGCAGAUAUCGACUCCAUCAAUGACAAGAAACUAGACACUGGUGACUGGAAUCUGAACAGAUUCUACGGAGAGAAUACAACCAGCACUAAGCAGAACCUGAUUCUGCCAUUUUGCUGUUGGUGUAAACUGCAACAAUAUGCACAGUACCUGUCGCAAAUAUAG
This is a messenger RNA of Spodoptera frugiperda (fall armyworm), 738 nucleotides long. Its product is annotated as pre-mRNA-splicing factor Syf2-like. The record is from RefSeq and is a predicted model, not a curated record. The transcript has a single exon. Lineage: Eukaryota; Metazoa; Arthropoda; Insecta; Lepidoptera; Noctuidae. Bases 22 to 738 code for a protein of 238 amino acids. Gene Ontology annotation, cellular component: post-mRNA release spliceosomal complex; catalytic step 2 spliceosome; Prp19 complex.